AUGAAACUGUCUCAUACCUUGCUGGCGACCUUGGCUGCGCCAGUAGCCCAGGGCCUCACGCUCGGCAGCCGCAACCAAGCGUACAGCAUCAUACGUGAGCCUGCCAAAAAAGAACUGCUUCAAGACCUCAUCACCUGGGAUGACAAGUCGCUCUUCAUCCGUGGAGAGCGCGCCCUGAUGUUCUCUGGUGAAUUUCACCCAUUCAGGCUCCCUGUUCCAUCACUUUAUCUAGACGUCUUCCAGAAGAUUAGGGCCAUGGGUUUCAACAUGGUUUCCUUCUACGUUGACUGGGCUUUGGUUGAAGGCAAGCCGGGCGAGUUCCGCGCCGACGGCAUCUUCUCGCUUGAGCCCUUCUUCAAGGCCGCUACCGAGGCGGGCGUCUAUCUCCUCGCCAGGCCGGGCCCGUAUAUCAACGCCGAGGUCUCUGGAGGAGGAUAUCCUGGCUGGCUUCAACGCAUCAAAGGCAUCUUGCGCACCGAUGCGCCAGACUACCUCAAGGCAACCGAUAAUUACAUGGCCAACAUCGGCGCCAUCAUUGCAAAGGCCCAGAUUACAAACGGUGGCCCCGUCAUUCUGUUUCAACCAGAAAAUGAGUAUAGCGGUGCCUCUGUGUCUCCGUUUCCAAACAAAAAGUACAUGCAAUACGUCAUUGACCAAGCGCGUAAAGCUGGUAUUGUGGUGCCGCUCAUCGACAACGAUUCUUAUCCCGGCGGUACUGGCGCGCCUGGCACCGGUGAGGGCGAAGUUGACAUUUAUGGGUUUGACUCGUAUCCUUUGGGCUUUGACUGCGCUCGCCCCGAUGUAUGGCCAGCAGGUAAUUUGCCUACCGACCUGCACAAGACACACAUGCGACUGAGUCCAAGCACGCCUUUCUCCAUCAUCGAGUUUCAAGGCGGGUCUUAUGAUCCCUUCGGUGGCUAUGGCUAUGAUCAGUGUUACAAGCUUGUGAACCACGAGUUCUCUCGCGUCUUUGACAAGAACAACCUUGCUGCGGGUGUCAACAUUUUAAAUAUUUACAUGAUUUUCGGUGGCACUAACUGGGGCAACCUGGGUCAUCCUAAUGGGUAUACCUCCUAUGACUACGGUGCUAGUAUCCGAGAAGACCGCUACAUUGACCGCGAGAAAUACUCACAAAUGAAGCUGGAGGCGCAAUUCAUGCGUGUCUCUCCCUCCAUCUUGGAGGCCACACCAGGUGAUCCCUCGACGGGCGUCUACAGCGAGAACAAGGACGUUACUAUCACGCCUAUGCUCUCAAAUAAGACCGGCAAUUUCUUCGUGGCUCGCCAUACAGACUAUCAACGCCGAUAUUCGACAUCGUACACCGUAAAGCUCCCCACAUCUCUGGGAACUCUGUCUAUCCCGCAGUUUGGCGGCCAGCUGACCCUGUCUGGGCGCGACUCCAAGUUUCAUGUCACCGACUAUCCCGUGGGAAACCACACAUUGCUGUAUUCUACAGCUGAGAUUCUGACCUGGAAGAAACUUGACGGCCAGACUGUCGUCAUCAUGUACGGUGGCCAGGGCGAGCUGCACGAGUUUGCGUUGCAGAACGCCAUGGACGUGCACCAUAGCUCCGGCAGCCAAUUGUCAUAUAAGCAGAGCAAUAGCUCUGUCAUCGUCCAGUUCACAGCCACCUCGGAGCGUAAGGUAAUUCGCAUGGGUGACAUCACUGUGUUCAUGCUCGAUCGCAACAGUGCAUACAAUUACUGGGUUCCAGUGCUUCCUAAAGGUGAUUCUGCAUACGGCAGUUCCGUGAUGAACCCAGAGACCAUAAUCGUCAAUGGAGCAUAUCUUGUCCGCUCCGCAUCUGUGGACGGGAAGACCGUUUCCAUCCAAGCCGACUUCAACCAAACCACAUCCCUUGAGGUCAUUGGCGCCCCCAAGGGCGCAUCAGAGCUUUCCGUCAACGGCAAAAUCACAUCCUAUAAAAAGACAAAUGAAGGCACCUGGCUGUGUAACCCCGAAAUUAGCUUCCCUACCGUCAAGCUCCCCAAUCUCCGAUCUCUCGACUGGCACGCCAUAGACUCGCUGCCCGAAAUCAAGCCAGGCUACGACGAUUCUCGCUGGACAAAGGCCAACCACACCACCACAACCAACCCCAAAGGCUUGCCGCUCAAGACGCCUGUCUCGCUGUACGGCUCCGACUACGGCUUCAACACAGGCAACAUGCUGUUCCGAGGCUCCUUUGUGGCGGCCGGCAACGAGGACCGGCUCGUCCUCACCACGUCGGGUGGUCAAGCCUACGCCGCCUCCGUCUGGAUUAACCAGACCUUUCUCGGGUCCUUUGCCGGCAACAAGAACUGGGCCACCGUCAUCGUCACCCACGCUGUCCCGCAGCUGCGCGCCGGCGGCCGCUACACCCUGACCGUCGUCAUGGAUAGCCUCGGCUUUAACGAGAAUCUGACGCCCGGCAACGACGACAUGAAGGCGCCGCGCGGCAUCCUCGACUACAAGCUACACUCCUCAUCCUCUGCCGGCAGCGACCCCACGCCCAUCACCGACUGGAAGAUUGCCGGCAACCUCGGGGGCGAGGACUACAAGGACAAGUUUCGCGGGCCGCUCAACGAGGGCGGCCUCUUCUUCGAGCGCAGCGGCUUUCACCAGCCAUCACCACCGCUUGACCUCUUUUCCAAGGCCACACCUUUUGACGGCACCGCCGGAGCAGGCAUCACCUACUAUACGGCCAAGCUUGAUCUGGACCUCCCCGCCGACGAGUACGACAUUCCGCUCGCUUUCCGCUUCGACAAUAGCAGUGCCAUCGCGGCGCCUGCGUAUCGCGCGCUGCUCUACGUAAACGGCUUCCAGUACGGCAAAUACAUUAGCAAUAUCGGCCCGCAAACCGAGUUUCCCGUACCCGAAGGCAUCCUCAACCACAAAGGGGAGAAUUGGCUCGGCGUCUCUGUCUGGGCGCUCAAUGGCAACGGCGCAAAGGUCCCAGGACUGACACUCACCUCUCGUCCGCCAGUCUUGACCAGCAGAAACAAAGUCGACUUUAUUCAAGGACCGUCGUAUAGCAAGCGCGACGAUGCUUUCUGA
Molecule: messenger RNA, 3033 nt
Organism: Beauveria bassiana ARSEF 2860
Lineage: Eukaryota; Fungi; Ascomycota; Sordariomycetes; Hypocreales; Cordycipitaceae
Product: beta-galactosidase
Exons: 8
Coding region: 1-3033 (1010 amino acids)
Biological process (GO): carbohydrate metabolic process
Cellular component (GO): vacuole
Molecular function (GO): beta-galactosidase activity
Source: RefSeq, a predicted model, not a curated record